Messenger RNA from Eublepharis macularius, 2956 nucleotides. It is a transcript of the gene TFCP2, whose product is annotated as transcription factor CP2. Gene Ontology annotation, biological process: positive regulation of transcription by RNA polymerase II. Gene Ontology annotation, molecular function: DNA-binding transcription activator activity, RNA polymerase II-specific; RNA polymerase II cis-regulatory region sequence-specific DNA binding. The coding region runs from base 966 to 2453 and encodes 495 amino acids. The record is from RefSeq and is a predicted model, not a curated record. The transcript has 15 exons. Gene Ontology annotation, cellular component: nucleus. Lineage: Eukaryota; Metazoa; Chordata; Lepidosauria; Squamata; Eublepharidae.
GGCAGCAGCGGCAGCAGCGCUGGCGGGUGGCGGAAGGGCAGGCCCGGCGCCUCUGCCAGGGGUGGCGGUGGGGGGGCUGCCUUGAGAGAGCCAGGCCUGGGGCCUGACAGCUUUCUGCAUACUAGUAGUAUAUACCUUUAUGUAAGGCAGAGUGGUAUAGCGUGUAGCUCGUAGGCAUAAGAAUAUACAGUAGUGGCGUGGGAGGGGGCAGCUUGGCAUGCCAGAGUUUUGCCUUUGGGGGUCCUUCCUCUUGGGUGGCUCCAGCGGCUGAGGGAAUUGUGGGGUGGGGCUUGUGGAGGCUGGUGAGGGAAGGCAGAGGCCUGGGGGGGGACGUGGAGGGUCGAGCCAGAGUCCCUGAAGGGGCUCAUCUUUGAGGGGUUUGACCCCCCUCCACAGCUCUGGGACUUUUGGAGGGGCAAGCCAGAAUCCCUGAGGGGGUUCAUCUUUGAGGGGUUUAAACCCCCCUCCCCACAGCUCUGGGACUUGUGGAGGGGCAAGCCAGAGUCCCUGAGGGGGUUCAUCUUUGAGGGGUUUAAAUCCCCCUCCCCACAGCUCUGGGACUUGUGGAGGGGCAAGCCAGAGUCCCUGAGGGGGCUCAUCUUUGAGGGGUUUAACCCCCCUGGCCCCCCAGCGCUGGAGCUCUUGGAGGGGGUGUCCCCCAGUAGAAGCAGGCUGUCUGGAUCCCUGAGGGUGGAAGGGAAGAGAAACCUUCACCCAUGCGCUCCCUGUUAGCUGGUGAGGAUAUAGGAGUGCCCAAGGAAGGUUAUUUGGGGUUGGGGGGCUGUUUAAAUCUUCCUUCUCCAAGUGUUCGGGGUGCCUAAGGAGGCUGCACCCAUCUGACCCAGGGGUGGUGCUAUGUGGUGACUGGGAGGUGUGUAGUGCCUGAAGACCUUUGAGGGGCAUCUCAGGGUGUGCAGCGCUUUCAGGAGGAGUUGUGCCCUCGGCGCACGGCUUGGUGCGCAAAGAUGGCUUGGGCUCUGAAGUUACCCUUGGCCGACGAAGUCAUCGAAUCGGGUCUGGUUCAGGAUUUUGAUGCCAGCCUAUCCGGUAUUGGUCAAGAGCUGGGUGCUGGUGCCUACAGCAUGAGCGAUGUCCUGGCCCUGCCCAUCUUUAAGCAAGAAGAAUCCACCUUGCCUCCUGACAACGAGAACAAAAUCCUGCCCUUUCAAUAUGUGCUUUGUGCGGCCACUUCUCCUGCUGUGAAACUCCACGAUGAAACGCUCACCUAUCUCAAUCAAGGUCAAUCUUACGAAAUCAGAAUGCUGGACAAUAGGAAAAUGGGAGAGUUACCUGAACUUAAUGGGAAACUUGUAAAGAGUAUAUUUAGGGUGGUGUUUCACGACAGACGGCUUCAGUACACUGAGCAUCAACAACUUGAAGGCUGGAGAUGGAAUAGGCCAGGGGACAGAAUACUUGAUAUUGAUAUUCCAAUGUCUGUGGGCAUAAUCGAUCCCAGGGCAAACCCAACACAGCUGAAUACUGUAGAGUUUCUUUGGGAUCCCUCAAAGAGGACUUCUGUGUUCAUUCAGGUGCAUUGCAUCAGUACGGAGUUCACGAUGAGGAAGCAUGGUGGAGAGAAGGGUGUGCCAUUCCGAGUCCAGAUUGACACCUUUAAGGAAAAUGAGAAUGGAGAAUAUACAGAGCACCUGCAUUCUGCCAGCUGCCAGAUCAAAGUCUUCAAGCCCAAAGGAGCUGAUAGGAAACAAAAGACGGACAGGGAGAAAAUGGAGAAGCGCACGCCUCAAGAAAAAGAGAAGUAUCAGCCAUCAUAUGAGACGACGAUACUUACGGAGUGUUCUCCUUGGCCAGAGAUCACAUAUGUCAAUAAUGUGUCAUCCCCUGGCUUUAGCAGUUCGCACAGCAGCUUUUCCAUCAGUGAAGGAAACGGGUCUCCAAAUCACCAACCUGAACCUCCAGCUCCAGUUACAGAUAACCUUCUGCCAACAUCCACACCUCAGGAAGCGCAACAGUGGCUGCACCGAAACCGCUUCUCUACUUUUUCACGGCUUUUCACAAACUUCUCAGGAGCAGAUUUAUUGAAACUAACCAGAGAAGACGUCAUACAGAUUUGUGGCCCUGCAGACGGCAUCAGGCUCUUCAACGCAUUAAAGGGACGGAUGGUACGGCCAAGGCUGACUAUCUACGUCUGCCAAGAAUCACAGCAGUUGAGGGACCAGCAGGAACACGAAGAUGGGGAUGCAGCCAACAGUACUUUCUUUGUCUAUCAUGCCAUCUACUUAGAGGAGUUGACUGCUGUGGAGCUGACAGAGAAACUAGCCCAACUCUUCAGCAUUUCCUCGCAACAGAUCAGCCAGAUCUACAAACAAGGUCCCACGGGGAUACAUGUCCUCAUCAGUGAUGAGAUGAUACAGAACUUUCAAGAUGAAUCAUGUUUUGUCUUGGACACAAUGAAAGCUGAAACCAACGACAGUUACCACAUCAUCUUAAAAUAAGCAGGAGACUUGGGCUGGCCACCUCUUCUCACAUAUACUCGUCUUCAAUCAUCCAUCCUGGCUCCUGGAUACCGGCAGUUAUCCACAAAAGCAACUGAGAUUCAUCUUGUUAACACAGCAUGUUGCCUCUUGUUAGGUGAACACCCUAUACCGUUGCUGGCACGCAGGUAGACGUCUGUCGUAAGCACGCCACUGCUUGUUUGGUGUUCGACAACAUGGCUACAACUGCCAGGCCGAUCAGUGAAUGGAAACUUUGCAAUUAUGUGUCAUUGGUUCGGGGGGGGGGGGCGGGGAGCUGCCUAUGAACUACAGCUGCAACGCUUUGAUGGGAGGGGGAAGAUAAUGUUCGUGACAACGAUGCUCUGGGCACCCCUGGAAGCGAGCAUCCGUUCUGGAACGCCUCAGCUGUGCAAACUUUCUGGACGUGUACUUGGCUGGUACAGCCAAAGGGACUUCCAGGGUUUUGGACCAAUUUUUAGAUAAAGACUUUGUUCUUGUUCGGA